Prorocentrum cordatum is the source of this 237-nucleotide messenger RNA. The record is from the annotation of a GenBank genome assembly. Lineage: Eukaryota; Dinophyceae; Prorocentrales; Prorocentraceae.
GGCGCCAUGAUGGAGAAGGAGAAGGUGGAGCAGAUCCUGGCGUUGCUGAGGUCUGCCAUCGCGGAGCACGACCUGCGAGCCCUGGACGCGGCCAUGGACGAGUGCGGCGUCGUCGGCUUGGCCGAGAAGGAUCUAAAGGAGGCGCUGGACGAGAAGGGCCGCCUGCAGAAGCUCCACGGGGCGCUGCGGGAGGCCGUGGCGUGGAAAGACUCCCAGAGCCUGCAGACCGCCAUCGAG